AUGGCGGCGGCGACCGGGGGAGGUGGGGAGCGGAGCAGCACCCGGGACCGGCUCCUGGCGGCGCUGGAGGAUCUCGAGCUCUUGGCCAGGGAACUAAUUGAAAUUUUGGCAAUUUCAAGAAACCAGAAGCUUCCACAACCGGGAGAGGAGAGCCAGAUCCUGGAACUGCUGAUUCAGAGAGAUGGAGAGUUCCAAGAGCUAAUGAAGUUGGCAGUUGAUCAGGGGAAAAUCCAUCAUGAAAUGCAGCUUUUAGAAAAGGUAGUAGAAAAGCGGGAUAAUGAUAUUCAGCAGCUGCAGAAACAACUAAAAGAAGCAGAGCACAUACUGGCAACAGCUGUUUAUCAAGCAAAGGAAAAGCUGAAAUCAAUUGAAAAGGCAAGAAAAGGUGCCAUCUCUUCUGAAGAAAUAAUUAAAUAUGCCCAUAGGAUCAGUGCUAGCAAUGCUGUUUGUGCCCCUCUGACAUGGGUACCAGGGGACCCACGUAGGCCAUAUCCUACAGAUCUGGAAAUGAGGAGUGGUCUUUUGGGUCAAAUGAACAACCCAUCCACCAAUGGAGUUAAUGGACACUUACCAGGGGAUGCACUUGCAGCAGGCAGACUGCCAGAUGUGCUUGCUCCUCAGUAUCCUUGGCAGUCAAGUGAUAUGUCCAUGAACAUGCUACCUCCCAAUCAUAGUAAUGACUUCAUGUUGGAGCCUCCAGGACACAAUAAAGAGAAUGAAGAUGAUGUAGAAGUUAUGUCAACAGACUCCUCAAGCAGCAGCAGUGACUCAGACUAGGUACAAGAGGGACGGUAUCCCUAGUAGACCUUUCCUGUGGUGAAGGUAGGUUGGAUGCUGUUUGUCACAAACUACAAUACCCUUUUGUUACACUGGUGGCCCUGUGUAGGGAUAACAGCUGGCUCAGAAAUAGGGUGACUAAUUUAAAACGAUGGACUUUUUUUUUCAUUAGAUGUUCAAGUAAAAUGACUGGGAGCUUUCUGCUGGAGGAGAGAUGUCAAAUUUCCAGUGAUGAUGUAAAUGUGUGAAUGUGUAUGUUUGCACGAGAUGUGUGUGUGUUUGUGUGUGUAUAUAUAUAUUUACUAUACAUUAGAUGAUAAAAGUUCCUGGGAAAAAAGGUGUAAGGGGAAUCCCCUUGUAUUUUUGUUGGUAACUUUACUCUUUUGAUGAUAGCCUUUUCUAUGGCACAGAAAUGAGACACGAAAUUUGUAAUUUUAAUAUCUUUUUUUGUUACUGCCUAAAUCUGUACUCUUGAUCAUCUGUGUGCCGAGAACAAAACUACGGCAAUAAGGUGUGGAAAAAAAAAAGUUUGUAAUUAUUGUAAUAUAUAAUGAAUGAUUUGUCAUAAAUAAACUCAGCUUUGAUGUA
This is a messenger RNA of Gavia stellata (red-throated loon), 1365 nucleotides long. It is a transcript of the gene MED4, whose product is annotated as mediator complex subunit 4. Gene Ontology annotation, cellular component: mediator complex; core mediator complex. Lineage: Eukaryota; Metazoa; Chordata; Aves; Gaviiformes; Gaviidae. Gene Ontology annotation, molecular function: transcription coregulator activity. The transcript is spliced from 7 exons. Gene Ontology annotation, biological process: regulation of transcription by RNA polymerase II. The record is from RefSeq and is a predicted model, not a curated record. The coding region runs from base 1 to 777 and encodes 258 amino acids.